This is a messenger RNA of Pseudocercospora fijiensis CIRAD86, 1293 nucleotides long. RefSeq lists its product as uncharacterized. The record is from RefSeq and is a predicted model, not a curated record. Bases 1 to 1293 code for a protein of 430 amino acids. The transcript has 18 exons. Lineage: Eukaryota; Fungi; Ascomycota; Dothideomycetes; Mycosphaerellales; Mycosphaerellaceae.
AUGCUUUCUACAGUAAUAAACUGCAGGCGUUGGCAGGCUCUCAUUCGCUCGUCAUCAUCCGGCGCUAGUUCUGCUCCCAGAAGUCCAACUCCAGCUGAUGAGUUACCUACUACUGACUACAGCACUGGGCCACUGUUGCUUGGCUUGCGGUACGAAGCCGAGAGGGAACAGCUUUCGGAUGAGCAGCCAUGCUGGCACUCGGCCUUUGUGCCUCAUCCUGAUUGUAUGUCCAAAGUGGUCCAAGAUCCUGGUAUGUUGCGCUCUCAACAGUCUUGCGAAGUGUAUUCUGAGAGCAUUCUGUACCAACGUAUCUGCCGACUUCCUGAUCAGCGCCUGCUGCAUGGAAGACUCGCCCAUAACUUGCUGAUACGAGCCAUGCACGAGGCUGAGACGAGAAGUCGUUCUCUUAUACCCACUGGCGCACGUCGUGGUGACUUGAAGCCUCUACCGUACAAAUUCAAGCCGAGUAGUCGAGGUCGAUAUGCAGACUCUACAAGUGAGAUUAUGUCCACUUACAGACAGAUAUGCGUAUCGCUUGUUGCUUGUAUUCGGGCGGCCGGUGGCGCAUGCUUUGUAGGGCUUCGGAUGAUACUGCGAAUUUGUGUAGGCGACUUUGAUGGGUUGAUUGAGACCUCCCGCCCAACGUUAUCAUCAAUGCAGUUCCUCAUCUGCAGAUUGAGUCAGCGGAGAAGACAGGGCGCAGGCACUGUGGAGCCCCAGAAAGGAGUUCUCACGACAGGCACGAGCAUCAUAGCAUCAUGCAAGCGGAUCCCAGAAGCCGAGAUAACAGUGACCGACAGACUGGUCGGUCUCCCACGCUGUCUCGGCAUGCUUCAAUGGUAUACUCGGCAGUGUCGACCUGGUUCCUGGUUGCGAGGUGAUAAGCUCCCAGCUCUGGAGUACUUGGAGCAAUGCAUCUCUGCAGACACGUCAAGCCGGAGAGCGGGUCUGAUAUGGCAUGCAUGUGUCAAAGUGGCCCCAAGACGUGGCUUGGCAGCUUUCACAUGCAGACAGUUGAGAAAGGCAGCCCUGAAGCAGGCCAUCGGUACCACCUCGCCACUUCCCCGAGCCCCAGUAAGCCGACCAUGGCAAUGGCAUGGCAUGGGCCAGCGCAACGAGCUUGCCGACUCCGUAUCUCAGGGCCAAUCAGAGGGCGGCGGAGAGCAGCAUGCUAUCGUUGCGUCGGCGGAUCGAGAUGGAAAUCAGGAUGUUGUCGCCCACUCACGCGGCUCUGGCUCUGGCUCUGGCUCUGGCUCUGGCUCUGGCAGCGGCGGGCCACCUGAGAACGGAUAA